CGUCCGGCAGAGGCGCCCAGCCGGCGAGAGAGCCUGCUGGACUUAGACCAGGCGGUCAGCGCCGCGCUCAGCCUCGUGGGAGGCGUCUACGGGGGCGUGGCCACCAGCGGAGGGGGAGGCGGAGUAGGAGGGCCGGAGCGGGCAGGAGCGAUGACGAUGACGAAGUACCGGACCAACAGCCAGGACACACGCAUCCUCGACCGAUUCCAGACGGCGGCGUCGGGCAGGAAGGGGUUCCAGCAGCACUCGGUCUCUUUUUGGCACAGACUCAUGGGCUCUGACAUCAGCGCCCUCGAACAGGGCAUCAAGAGCCCCUACACGUCCCGCGUGCUCAAACCGUUCAUCAGGCGGGACUAUGAGACUCGUCCGCUGAAGAUGCGUCUGCUGGCCGAGAUUAGGGCACGCGGCCAUCGCCACGACGACGGCUGGAGCCCCGGCCCGGACGCCCCGAUCGACUACUGCUACGUGCGGCCCAACCACAUCCCCUCCGUCAACGCCAUGUGCCACGACAUGUUCUGGCCAGGAGUGGACCUGUCUGAGUGCCUGCAGUACCCUGACUUCAGUGUGGUGGUGCUCUAUAAGAAAGUGGUGAUCGGGUUCGGCUUCAUGGUGCCGGACGUCAAGUACAACGAGGCGUACAUCUCCUUCCUGCUUGUGCACCCUGAGUGGAGACGUGCUGGCAUCGCUACCUUCAUGAUCUAUCACCUUAUACAGACGUGCAUGGGUAAGGACGUGACGCUGCAUGUGUCGGCCAGUAACCCGGCCAUGCUGCUGUACCAGAAGUUGGGCUUUAAGACGGAGGAGUACAUCCUGGACUUCUACGACAAGUACUACCCUGUGGACAGCAAGGAGUGCCGGCACGCCUUCUUCCUCCGACUGCGACGCUGAGACACACACACACAUAUAUAUCGGAGACGUGCACACACACACAUAUCGGAGAGACACACACAUAUACCAGACACACACAUAUACCAGACACACACACACACACAGGCAGAGGAUAGAGGGAUGCAGGGACAUCACAGACCAACUGACCUCAAGCAACACCAACUACAGCCCUCAGACUCUGUGUGAACGUGUAAACACACACACACACACACUCAUAGACACACACACACACACACACACACA
Alosa alosa (allis shad) is the source of this 1131-nucleotide messenger RNA. It is a transcript of the gene kat14, whose product is annotated as lysine acetyltransferase 14. The record is from RefSeq and is a predicted model, not a curated record. NCBI's taxonomy places the organism in Eukaryota, Metazoa, Chordata, Actinopteri, Clupeiformes, Clupeidae. The annotation marks the transcript as partial. The transcript has 5 exons. Gene Ontology annotation, molecular function: acyltransferase activity, transferring groups other than amino-acyl groups.